AUGCAACACAAGACUUACAAGAUUGUGAGAUGGGAAAAACCACCAACAAAUAUGUACAAACUAAACUCAGACGGGAGUUGUCGAGAUGAAAAAUGUGGUGCUGGAGGAAUCAUUAGAGACAGCAAUGGUAACAUCAUGCUAGCAUUCUCAGUCUUUUUGGGUGAUGUAACGAGCAACUUGGCGGAAGGACAAGCUAUGCUACUUGAGUUUCAAAAGUGUGAAACACUUCACCUACAACCCAUAAUCGCGCAAGCGGACUCCAACUUACUGACGAAAUGCUCAAGAGAUGAAGUGACCGCACCACGGAGAAUAGAGAAGGUGGUGGAAAAAUUCAUGAGACUUGAGGCACUGUUAUCGUGA
Lycium barbarum (goji berry) is the source of this 360-nucleotide messenger RNA. RefSeq lists its product as uncharacterized. The coding region runs from base 1 to 360 and encodes 119 amino acids. The transcript has a single exon. The record is from RefSeq and is a predicted model, not a curated record. Gene Ontology annotation, molecular function: RNA-DNA hybrid ribonuclease activity; nucleic acid binding. NCBI's taxonomy places the organism in Eukaryota, Viridiplantae, Streptophyta, Magnoliopsida, Solanales, Solanaceae.